Rhopalosiphum maidis (corn leaf aphid) is the source of this 3761-nucleotide messenger RNA. RefSeq lists its product as uncharacterized. The transcript has 15 exons. Gene Ontology annotation, molecular function: protein binding. Bases 105 to 3761 code for a protein of 1218 amino acids. NCBI's taxonomy places the organism in Eukaryota, Metazoa, Arthropoda, Insecta, Hemiptera, Aphididae. The record is from RefSeq and is a predicted model, not a curated record.
GCCAUCGGUAAGCAAACGUCUUGCCGUUUGCACGCAACAUAACAUACAGACCAAUCAGCUGAUGUUGGUCAUUCGUCGGAGGUUGGAUACAGUAAGAUUUCAUUAUGGCUACAUUACGGACAACUACUACAACAGAAUUUCGAAAGCGAGUAUAUUUUGAUGGAUCACCAUCUCACGCUUUCAAUGAGAAAUGCCUAACGCCUUUAAUGAAAGCAUGUAUGUACGGGCGAUCCGAACAAGUCAAACUUAUUCUAGAAGAAAAACCAUUGACAGUAGUAGAACGAGAUAGUGUUUUUAAGACAGCGUUGCAUUAUUGUGCCGAAAACGACGAGGAAGAUGCAGACUGCGCUAAACUUCUUCUAGAAGCCGAUCCAUCUAUAGUCGAUAUACCCGACGACGAUGGUCACACGGCCCUACAUUUGGCUGUAAUCGCUGGUAAUUUGCCGUUAGUUCGAUUUCUGCUCGUGUCUGGACAGGCUGACCCAAAUAAACGAGAUGCUGAAGGUCACUCGACUGUACAUUGGGCGACAGUAUGCGCCGACGUGGACGCUCUCGAGUUAGUGCUCAGCCACGGCGGCACGACCAGUUCCGCAGACGUUCACGGCGGAUAUGCCAUCCAUUACGCAGCUCAGAUGUGCGGCAACGGAGCGUGUCGUUCGGGCGACGCGCGAAACACCGGUGUCCGCGUGUUGCAGUUGUUACUGUCGUUCGGCGCCGACGUUCACGUGACCGACAAACACGGACGUCAACCAAUUUUGUGGGCGGCCAGCGCGGGUAGUGCGGAUGCUAUCAUAACUUUGGUGAACGGUGGAGCAAAUGUAGAAUCGCACGACAAAGACGGACUGACAGCGUUGCACUGUGCAGCCAGUCGAGGGCACGUUGAAUGCGUAGACGGACUAUUGACGUUGUGCGGAUGCGAAGUCGACGCGGUGGACAGUAACAGUUGUUCGGCUCUUUUCUAUGCCGUGACAUUAGGCCACGCGGACGCGACCGAGAUACUAUUGGAACAUGGAGCUAAUCCCGAUCGACAGGACGGCAAAGGAAGAACGCCAGCUCAUUGUGGUGCAUUCAAAGGCCAAUUAGAAACAGUCCGACUUUUAGCUGAACAUAGUGCCAAUUUAUGGCUGCGAAACUCAAAGGGCGGGUAUCCAUUGCACGACGCAGUGAGGUCGGGUCGCAAGGAGUUAGUACUUUGGCUGAUAUCAAUGCGUCCCGAGUCUGUAGACUAUUAUGAUGAUGACGGUAAACGACCAUUGCAUAUCGCUGCGCUUAACAACAAUUUGGAAAUGAGUAAGAUUAUCUUAGAUAACGGAGCAUCAAUUAAUCCAGUAAUGAAAAUCAAAGGAGAACGAAUGACACCACUUGAUGUAGCUCUACGAAAAAACAAUAGACAUCUAGCGAAGUUUUUAAAUCUUUUUGGUGGUAAACCAACUAGCAAGUUAAAUAAAACGUUGUCUAAACAACAAUCUACUGUACGUGUUAAAACUAAAAGAAUUGAAUCUCGUAGAAAUUCAUAUUCAUCCGAUUCGAUUAACCGCAAAUAUCGUAACGGUGGUGGCCGAAAAAAACAACUCAAUUCCCGCAAAGUUGAAAGCCCGAAAUCUAACAAAGUAUCAAAGGGUCGUGUUGUUCAAGUGCACAUAAGGGCGAACGUGUUGACGAAAACGGUCGGCAAGUCGCGAGACGACAGAAAGCCGUGCGGCGGUGGUACACUGCCGAAAACCCAUCGAAAAAAGGGGACGAACGUUGCGAACGAGCAAAAGGAAUGUUUCAGUGAAAACGACAUGUGUUACGGCGGCGACGGUGACGACGACUACGAAUACGAUUACGACGACGACGACGACAACGACGAUUGUGACGGCGACGACUAUGACGACGAGGACGACGUUGAUGUUGGCGACGGUGACGAUGACGGUGCAGACGGCGGUUGCGUCGAAGAACAGACAAACGGUUCGGCCGCUGCGGCGGCGGCCGACCAUUGCGGUAACGGCAGACGACUGCAGAGGAACAGGCGUCGUGGUAACAGGAUGGCGACUAGGGCGGGUAACAAUGACGUCGGCGGUGGUCGUCAUCGACGCGACAAGGCGGCGGCCAAAGCGAAUACUGCCGGCGACCAACAACAAGAGUUACGCGCAGACGGCGUCGCAUCUAAAGCGACGUCUGGUGAGGUGGGCGGCGGCGGCGGCGGCGGCGGUGGUGGUAACGACAGACCCGUCGGCACGAAUCCUACAACUCCCGGAAAACUCGACAACAAGGACGGCGAGAAACCGAAAACAACCGCGGAAAACGAAGACGCUAACCGCGACGACAUCCGAUUAAAGGACGGUCAGGCGGCGGAGAAGGAGAAAGUUAAGGACGGCGAAGACGUCUUUGAUCAGCAGCUUGUGCCGGGGACUGGACCGGAAGUGACGUCGCACAGCGAUCACGACAAAAGAGACGACGGUCCGACGACGAUCCUGACGACCGUAGAACCGGAAAUCGGUGGCUUGACGACUGAUGGCCCAUCAGUGACGAAAAGUGGUGCAACGACCUCGACGGUGACGAAAACCGGUGCGACGACAAAAGGAAGUGUGGCGGCACGGUCGACGAGCCGCGAGGGCGGCAAAAUGCCGACGACGGGCCAACCCAACAGUGGCAGGGCCAUAGUCGAAGUAUUGGAUCGUGUGGACACGCCACAACUGUCGACCACGGUCGACGGCGACGGCGAUGUCGGGGUGGGAGUCGUUGUCGGAGGUAGAAACUUCGGAGGCGAACCGACGGCGUUCAGUGUGCUGCCGGACUCGGGACGCGACGACGAAAGACCUUGCGAGUGUCCCAAUUGUUGCCGACGGAAACCGUUACGGUCGACUUCGAAAAAAAUGAAAAGCCGAAUUCCUCGUUUGAAUAACUACUGUAGUUUAGCGCCUACUUCCGAUCUAAACACUAUGUCUGUAACAAAAGCUGUCCAAUUGAGUAGUAGAAAGUAUAAUUUGGAACGGUUGAUUUUUUAUCAACUGUCUGAAUUAAAACGGUUACAAAUCAGAGCGGGAAAAUCCGACGAACGAGUAUUGGUUAAACGGCUGGUUGAAGAGUAUGGUAGUACAGGACUAUUUACUGGAUUGAAAAGAUAUGACGGACCUUUUUCGUUUAAACGUUUCGAAAAAUAUUUAUACGAUCAACUGCUGGUAUUACAAAAACAAUCAUUGGCCGACGACAAAACCACGGUCCCCAGGGUACAAUCAAUCGAUGAAGUGGAAAAACUAGCUGGAGCUUUGCGACGGAUCGACGCCGGAAAAACAGUGUUGGAGAACCCAAACGAUUGUCUAUCGUGCAUCCGGACUACAAACAGGUGUUUUCACGCCACUCACGCAUACACUGGUGUACCUUGUGCCGCAUAUAUACCGAAAUUCCGGUUGGACCACCAUAGCAUGCCGAAACCGCCGACGGACGACGGCCGUCGCCACCGCUUCCUGCCAGACAUCCGGGCGGGCCAGGACACAUCCGGCGGGGCCACCACGCGGUGCCUGCGCAACGUGGACCCGUCCAGACCGAUUACGCUGCAGCUGGGCAACGGGCCUUGCGCCCAAGCCAUCGACUUGCCCACCGACAAGCUGGACAAGAACAGGCGGUACUUCGUCACAUUCACGAUCAAGGGCGCUGCGGAUGGCGCGCACAACAAACACCGUCCACCGGCUCCACCUGCGUUCCGGCCCGACGGUCGCCGCGGCCACGGCGUCGACUGCAAUCCGCCGCUCGCCCACACUCACGCCAAAAGCUUUUAG